AAAUAGGCUGUUGCAGCAGCUUAAUUUGUCAUUGCAAACAUAGCAAGUCUUGUAACAAAUCUUAACUAUUUCAUACAAACUUCUCUUUUCAUAAUCAUCUUCACUUUACAUCCACAAAGAAAGCUAACCGCAGCAAAAACCUACAGGAAAGAACACAUCAUCCUAACUUGCUAAAUAAAUGGAAACAGUGAAGCGUUUAGUAGAUGGAAAGCCAGUGGUAAUAUUCAGCAAGAGUACCUGUUGCAUGAGCCACUCAGUGAAGCAGCUAAUAAGCAGCUAUGGAGCAAAUGCAACAGUUUAUGAACUCGAUGAAUUACCAAAUAGAAAUGAAAUUGAUAAAGCACUGCAAAAACUCGGGCUUAAGCCUAGUGUGCCAGCUGUUUUCAUAAACCAAAGGUUCAUCGGUGGAGCUAAGGAAAUCAUCAGCCUGCAAGUCCAAGGCAGGUUGGUUCCAAUGCUUAUGGAGGCCGGGGCUAUUUGGGUUUGGAACAAAACUCACUAGUUCAAUUACCUCCCUUUCAAUGUUGAUGUAUAAAGCUUUCUUUUUUCCUUACCCAAAAAAGAAGAGGACUGUAGUGUACAAGAAUAGGAGGCUCAAUCCGUGUUGAUUCAGCAAUAUUUGCAGAAUUCAAGGUUUUUGAAAAGAGAAUGCAUCACAUGUCAAUGUACAAGUGGCCCUUAUGAAAUAUGUAAUUAUAUUUAAUUAACAUAUGUAUGAAUGCAGCAUAAGUUAAUCUAUGAGACUCAGCAUUAUCCUUUGAUGGGAUUGUCAACAAACAAUUCAAAAUUAACUUUGUCAAAAGUGAGCGUAAUUAUCACAAAUAGAGAAUAAAAAUAAAAAAUUGAUAAGCAGCAAGAUGGGAAGGACGGAAAAGGAUUAACCAAAGACAAAUGUAAAUGUUAGUUGAAAAGAAGAAAUAAGCCAUUGAUACCAACCAAUUAUAACCUUUAUCCCCAACUAUGCAAGGUAACAGACAAGGAAAGUGAGAAAUUGUACCUUAUGAAGUUCUGAAUAAAGAGU
Molecule: messenger RNA, 1021 nt
Organism: Chenopodium quinoa (quinoa)
Lineage: Eukaryota; Viridiplantae; Streptophyta; Magnoliopsida; Caryophyllales; Amaranthaceae
Product: monothiol glutaredoxin-S6-like
Exons: 1
Coding region: 179-502 (107 amino acids)
Source: RefSeq, a predicted model, not a curated record